AUGCCUGAGGGGCGAAGCCUCUCCAUUGGUAGCGGGAUAUCGAAGGAGAGAUUCAACGAACUGCGAGCGAUAGUCGAAAAAGCGGCCCAGGGAAAGAAAACAUUUACUGUAUUCGGAAAAUACACUACAAUAAGGGACGCCCUAAAGGCGAGGGGGUGGAUCCAGAAUUUUGACUUGCAAAAACUGAGCACGCCGAGGCAGAGGCAGGCACAAGACGAUGUGAGCGUUGCCGCAAGGAUCGAAAGUACAGGAGACGAAGAACGGCAAGUUUUGUCAAGGCUUCUUCGCCAUGUUCCAGUCAGCUUUGUAUGGGCCACUUCUGAACCUAUUGACUGGAAUAACUUAUCGAAAUCGACCAUUGUGUCCAGAUUCCCAAGGGUUUUCUUUACAACCAAAAUCGGUAUUGCCAGUUACCUUGGCGAAUCCCAUUGGUUCGUAGGUCCUGGUAUAAAUGCGAGGUUUCCAAGAUGCCACAUUCUCUCAUCACAAGAAGAUUACGAAUUAUUCGUGGCAGAUUUUCGUAUCACUGCUUGCUUGGGAUUUUUAAACACACUGCUUGCAGCAAUUGAAAACCAAACGCCAAACCUGUUCACUGGAAGUGGCAAGGUUCCACUGAAGGCGAUCGAGUUUGCUGUACGGAGAAUAUCCGAGCACGUUUCCUAUCGGCAGCAUGAUGAUAUAGAUAAAGGAAACGAAGAAAAGAUAUGGGACCAUCAAUGGGAACAGUUUUUGACUCACUAUUACCAAUGCGUUCACUCUGGCGAGCCUUUCCAGGUCGCGACUGACUUGCAAAUUCAGGAAAUGUAUACCUGCGCUAAAAUGGCUGUUGACUCGAUCCGACCAUAUUGGCCACAAAUGGCCAUGGAUGGUACCAAUAACGUGUGGAUAGUGAAGCCUGGAGCAAAGUCGAGAGGAAGAGGUAUUCAAGUUAUCAACAAGCUGGAGCAAGUCCAACAAAGGUUAGGGGCUUUCAAUGCUAACGAUCCAAGGCUUGUAAUUCAGAAGUACAUUGAAAAACCGCUUCUCAUAUGCAAUACAAAAUUUGACAUUAGACAAUGGUUCUUGGUUACAAGUAUUUAUCCUCUGACAAUUUGGAUGUACAAAGAAUGUUACCUUAGGUUCUGUUCUCAUAUAUUUUCUUUAACUAACAUGCAUGAAUCAGUGCAUCUGAGUAAUAAUGCCAUUCAGUGCAAAUAUAAGAAUGAAAAAAAGAGAGACCGUUCGCUACCUGAUGAAAAUAUGUGGGAUUCUUUGACUUUUCAAGCCUAUUUAAGAACUAUUGGGCAUUCUGAUAAGUGGGACAAAAUCAUAUAUCCAGGAAUGAGAGGUGCAUUUACAUGUGCCCUACUGGCAGCCCAAGAUCAUGUGUCUCCACGACCCAAUACUUUUGAGCUUUAUGGAGUGGACUUCAUGCUUACUGAGGACCUACAGCCUUGGUUAAUAGAGAUCAAUUCUUCACCCUGUAUGAGCCCCACAACGAGUGUCACUGCCCGACUUUGUCCUCAAUGCUUGGAGGACAUUAUCAAAGUUGUAAUUGACCGAAGAUCCAAUAAAGAUGCAGAUACUGGAAUGUUUGAGCUAGCUUAUCGCCAAGAUGUGUCAAAUCCUCCUCCUUACACUGGGAUGAACCUAACUGUCCGUGGUAUGAAGCUGAGAACUGGACCUAGAAUUUCAAGGUCAGAGGAAAUUAAGACUGAUCACAAUCGUGGGAUGAAGGAGGCGAUUAGAAGGUUAUCAGAACAGUUGAAGGAAGAUUCAUCUUCAGAAGUUAGAAUUUCUUCAGCUGAAAGUCGUGAGGUCAGAAAAGAACCUGAAAAGCGAAAAAAGGUAAAACGCCAUUGCUGCUCAGGAAGACCCUCAAUCUCUCAGGCAGUGCAAAGGUAUAGGAUGUCGAAAAAUAGUGAAACAGUGUCAAAAAGAAUCAACAGUUGCAAUGAGUUGUAUGACUGGAAAAAACGUAUCGAGCGUACCAAGCUGGACUGUAAGACAACAAUAAUGAACUUCAACAAUGAGAAAUCUCUACGAGAUCAAACUGAAGAAAGAAAAGAGGCAGAAUCCCCAGAACCAAGACCAAGAUCAAGAUUACCAGAAAUAAAAAGAAAAGAUUUCAAUAAUAAUAUCCAAGUUUCAAGAAAUCUUAAUAUGUUUCCUCAACAUAAAAUACCAUCUCCAAUUAAGAGGACCAUUUUAGAAACUGUCAAUGUUGCAUAAAGUAACUUUGUUUUUUCCAAUAUCAUUUUGAUUUUUAUACUUCAUCUUAAUAAAUGGAUUAAUUUUAAUGAAUGACUUAUUUUGAACAGAACAUAGGAAUAUAAUAAAAGUUAUCCUUUCUAUGAAAAACAAAGAAAAUUUUGAAAAUAUUGACAGAACAAGACAAACUUCUUUUUUCAUUAUUAUAACAAUCAUAUUACAUUAACUCUAAUAUACUGUGAUUUGCUUUAUUAUAAUUGUACCUACUGAUAAAAUAGUAUAAACAAAAAUUUUAUAUAUGGAUGGCUUACCUCUAACACCUUGUAAGUCCAUUAAAUAUUAAAAUAAAUUUAAAAAACACAUUGAAUUUCAAAAAUGCUUGAAUCUUCCAAAUUGAAAAUCUUCCAGAAUUUCACUGAAGUUACCACUUUAUUGUUCAUUUUUUGUUAUUCAACUUCAUCUUUCCUACCAUCUUUGUUGUUGGGUAGUCUUUCUGGAACUGUUCCUCUUCUUCACACUUAGUAGAAGUGUGCUAGUGGGUCCAUAACAGAUUUUUAUCCAUAAUUAUAUUAUAGAUUAUAAGUAUUGAAGUAAAUGAGUAUGCAUUUGUUACUUUCAAGCCUUUAAAACUUUAGUGAAUUGGACUUACAAGGUUUUAAGUAUUUUACAAGAUCAAAAGUUAUGCUUUUAAGUAUAGCAUAAAUUCUAUAAUGGUCCAGCUUACUAAGAUAUUCUGUUGUUUAAAAGUACCAUUUUGUUAUGAAGUAGUAAUCAAUAUAUCUGUAUCUGUAUUUUUUGUUUUAUUAUAUAAAUGCUUAACAUUACAUUUAAUUGUUAUUAGCAGCCUUAGUCAAGCCAAUAUUCAUUGAUAUUAUGACGGAAAACGUGGUUCAGAGGCAAUUCAACAGUCUGGUUAUAAUUAUUAUUUGAUCUUUUUUUUAAAUAUUUAAUUAUAAUCUUAAGUGACCUAAGGAGACAUGUGUUACAUAGAGAGUUUUUCUGAAUGAAUUGAAAAGCAAAAUAUGGCUGUGCUUUAAAUAUGAUUGUUAAGAGUUUUAUUUAUUUAUUUUUUAUGAAGCUGAAUUGAGGUGUGAUUUCAGAUUUAAAAAAUGAACCAAUAAAAAUUUCACUGCCAAUUUAGUUUACUUAAUCAUGAUAUUUACAAACUUUCUUGUAGUUCAAAAGUCCACUAAAAUCAUAAGUUAAAAUCAGAGAGCUUAACUCACUGCCUUGUAUUAU
Molecule: messenger RNA, 3429 nt
Organism: Nezara viridula (southern green stink bug)
Lineage: Eukaryota; Metazoa; Arthropoda; Insecta; Hemiptera; Pentatomidae
Source: the annotation of a GenBank genome assembly